AUGUUGCCCUCCGCAUUGGCUCAAGAGUGUCAACCUGGAAGUUACAGCCAAACGGGCCAGGAACCAUGCACUUCGUGCACCGCCGGGGCGUACCAAGAUCAGGCCGGCUCGACCUUUUGCAUGGGCGCUGAUGCAGGCUACUAUGUCCCCAGCGACGCUGCGACAGCAGAGACCAUCUGUCCCGCGGGCUCGUACAGUUCGGACACCGGAAGCACUGAAUGUACCACAUGUCCUGCGGGCUCCUCCUGCCCCAGCGAAGGCGAGACCGCCCCUCAAUCGUGCGCGCCGGGCCAAUUCCAGGAUCAGACUGGAGCGACGAGCUGCAACGACUGUGCAGCGGGUUCGUUCAGCGACCGAUACGGCGCAACGUCGUGCUGCACCUGCUGCUCCGGCUUCUACCAGGAUCAGACGGGCCAGACGUCGUGCACGAUCUGGUACUCCGACCCCGGCGCGACCGACGUCGAGCAGUGCACUGCGCAAGCCGGCGCUGUCGCCACUUGCGACCAGGACACCUCCACCGGCACUUGCCCUGACCCUGCCACGCCCACCGGCGGAACGCGCAAGCGUGCCCCGCUUCGCCCUCGCACCGGCUCAUGCGCGCGGGGCCAGAGCUCGUGCCCGGUUUACAAGAAUGGGGCCGUGGCGAGAUACGAGUGCAUCAACACGUCGAUGAACCUCGAGCAGUGCGGAGGGUGCGUCACCAGCGGAGGCGGCCUCGACGGCGUGCGCUCGUUGGACGGUGGACGGGACUGCAGCGCGAUCCCGCAGGUGGACGAAGUGAGCUGCUUUAAGGGCGAAUGCCAUAUCAAAACUUGCCGCAAUGGCUAUGAGGUGUCGGCGGACGGCGAGCGCUGCCAAGCUGCGAAGGCCGUUGCGUCGCGCAAGCGCCGCGGCUCGCAGAUCCGCAGGAGGGGCCUCUAA
Messenger RNA from Punctularia strigosozonata HHB-11173 SS5, 921 nucleotides. RefSeq lists its product as uncharacterized. The transcript has 7 exons. NCBI's taxonomy places the organism in Eukaryota, Fungi, Basidiomycota, Agaricomycetes, Corticiales, Punctulariaceae. The coding region runs from base 1 to 921 and encodes 306 amino acids. The record is from RefSeq and is a predicted model, not a curated record.